AUGGUGAAGCCAGCUUCCUUUGACAUAAAUGGAAUGAAAAAAGGAGCUUGGAAUGAAGAAGAGGACAACAAACUAAGGGCUUUUAUCGGUCGAUUCGGCGAAACCAACUGGCGGCAGCUGCCGGAGUUUGCCGGGUUGAAGAGGUGUGGGAAGAGUUGCAGACUGCGUUGGAUGAACUACUUGAAGCCUGGUGUCCGACGUGGCAACUUCACCCAAGAUGAAAAAGAUCAUAUUGUCAAACUGCACAAAAUACUCGGAAACAAAUGGUCAGCCAUUGCUGAGCAGUUCCCCGGGCGAACCGACAACGACAUCAAGAACUACUGGAACGCCCACAUAGAAAAACGCAAGGGCCGCCGCAACGGCACCUGCGCCCAUGUAACCAGGGAGAUCAAGACCCACAAUCUGGCCCAGGAAGAGCUAUCUUCCGACAGCAACUCUAGUACUAUAACAAACUGUCUGAAUCAAAACACAACUGCAUUUUCCGGGGUUGGAUUCAGCCAACCCACGGAAAACAUAGGUGUUUUCGAGUCGAGUGCAGAUUCAUAUUUCAAUCAUGGGAGCUUUAUUGAGCAAGAUUAUUUUGAUGGGAUGGAGGAGGAAAAUGUCAUGUUUUUACCAAGUGAUUACUCAGAUGUGGGGGUUGCUUCUUGGGAUUUGAGUGCUACAUUUGAACAAGACUUCAACAAAAUAUUUGGUGAUUACUAUGGGAAGUAGAAAUAUGAUUGAGGUAUCUACAUAUAUAAGAGCAACAAGUCCUUUAUCAUAUAUAAUGCAAUUGUGUCUAGUUGGUUGUGUUUGAAGUAUCCCUUAAUAAGUUGCUCAUGGGAAUCUUGAGGGGUAUUUGUGUUUUUGUUGUAAUAUAUAUGAU
This is a messenger RNA of Salvia hispanica, 868 nucleotides long. RefSeq names its product transcription factor MYB63-like. Lineage: Eukaryota; Viridiplantae; Streptophyta; Magnoliopsida; Lamiales; Lamiaceae. The record is from RefSeq and is a predicted model, not a curated record.